CCUCGCUUCCUUGGUCGUGGGUUUCGCGCCGGUUCCUUUCAGGUUGUCCCUCACACUCACACCCGCUCCGGCAGCGCUGCCUCGGGCCCGACCCGUCGCGUCCGCCAUCGCGCACUCUGCCUGGAGCGCCACCGCGAGCUGCCGCUCCCGCGCGCCCGGGGCCUUCCCCCUCGGGCGUGGGAAAGGACCUGGCGCCCGGCGCGAGGCUAACCUUGCGACCCCUGCGCGCCGCCGGAGCGGUUGUUCGCUCCCUGCCGGAGAGAGAAGCCCGAGUCCACGUGGCCAAGGAUGCAUGAUAAUUUCACACCAAGUCUUCACCGGAAUGGCGGGCUAGGCCUUCUCCGCGGCUUGGCUCCUUAAUCGCUACCUCUUCGGAGACUUGAGGGGCCCCCUGACCGCACUCUGACCUUCACUCUUGUAGAGAAAUGACGUUUCCUCCUAGCGGCUCACUUUUCCUUGAACAAAGUGUGACCCGCUCCGGAAAACUUUUACCCGGGUAGCGGGCUGUGUAUACGAUAUCUUGGGUCGUUAAGAAGUGGGUUAGGAAGGGAGUUGAAACGAGGGAACUCUUCCUACCAAACGGUGAAGUUUACUUUCUGAGGCUCCCGUUUCGGCCGGCGUGCUGUGACACGCCUGAAGUCCCAGCUCGGGAGGCAGAGGAAUAAGGAUCUUUGCAAAUUCGAGACCAGACUGGUCUUCAUAGUGAAUUCAGGGGCCCCCGGGGGUACACACUGCGAGACGCUCUCUCAAAAUGAUUUUAAAAUGCUUCCUUUUAAGCACACUGAACGGUAGGAACCGAUACCAGACCGCACAGACUUCUUCCGGCUUAGCCCUGUAACUGCAUCAGGUACCGGGAUUGGCCACGGCUAAGUCAAAGACGCCAGGGCGCAGUAUGGGUGGAAGUUUCCACGUGAGCCCACGAAUCUCGCCGGUGUCCAGCCAUGGAGCACUUAGGCACGGAACGCAUUUGCAGCGGGUUCAGUUUUCCCGCAGGAGCCCGAGUCCACCCCCCAGCCUUCCCUUCUGCGCAGGCGCGGUGUCACUUACCCGGCAUGGAAGUAGUGGGUCUCUUGUGUGCGGUGGCGGUGGCUGUCCUGACAUGGGGCUUCCUCCGGGUUCGGAACUCAGCGGAACGAAUGAGGUCUCCGGAGCAGGCGGGCCUGCCGGGAGCCGGAAGCCGGGCCCUUCUGGUGAUCGCACACCCGGACGAUGAAGCCAUGUUCUUUGCUCCCACGGUGCUAGGCUUGGCCCGCCUCGGGCAGCGGGUGUUCUUGCUCUGCUUCUCCGCAGGAAAUUACUACAGUCAAGGAGAGAUUCGGAAGAAAGAACUUCUGCAGAGCUGUGACGUCUUGGGGAUUCCACCUUCCCGGGUAACGAUCAUCGACAAGAGCGAGUUUCCAGAUGACCCAGGAGUGCAGUGGGACACAGAGAGUGUGGCCAACACCGUCCUCCAACACAUAGAGGUCAAUGACAUCAGCCUGGUGGUGACUUUUGAUGCAGAAGGAGUCAGUGGUCACAGCAAUCAUGUGGCUCUGUACAAAGCUGUGAGGGCCCUGCACUCUGAAGGGAAGCUGCCUACAGGGUGUUCCGUACUCACUCUGCAGUCUGUAAGUGUGCUCCGGAAGUAUCUCUACCUCCUGGAUCUGCCCUGGUCUCUACUCUCAUCCCAGGAUGCCCUCUUCAUGCUCACCAGCAAAGAAGUGGCACAGGCCAAGAAAGCCAUGUCCUGCCACCAGAGUCAGCUCGUCUGGUUCCGCCGCCUCUACGUCCUCUUCUCCAGAUACAUGAGGAUCAACUCACUGCAGCUCCUCUGAAGCCAGAAGAGUUUUCAGAUCUUUAACAGACCAAGAAGUCCCUGGACCUGGCUUGGGGCUGGCUUAUCUCCUUAGCCCGGGGAGAUCCCAGCAAAGCAGCCUCUGAGAACAAACCCUAUGGACAAGAGUCACACAGACCCUGCCUUCCUCCUUAGGGGAAAAACCCACCAAGACCCAAAACUACACCAACGCAAUACUCAACUUUUUAUUUUAUUUUACAAUAUAUACAUAGCAUAAGCUAUGAAAAAUAUUUUCAAAUCUCAGAGGUUAAAAAGAUGCAUAGAGCCAGGUGAUGGCAGAUGCCUUUAAUCACAGCACUCAGGAGACAGAGAUAAGCUGAGCUCUAUGAGUUCGAGGCCAGCCUGGUCUACAGAGCAAGCCGGAACUACACAGAGAAACCCUGUCUUGGAAAAAAAUGCACAGAAUUACAAUACUUCCAGGUAGUGACAUCUGAGAUUUUGUACCUGUUCAUAUUUAUUUUGCUAUCUAUUGUAAAUUAAGAGGUUGGGAUGGUAACUUGGUUGGUAGAGUGCUUGCCUAGGUUUGGCCUCCAGCAUAGCAUAAACUGUGUGCAAACAUUUGGGCUGUGGAGGCAGAAGUAUCAGAAAUUCGAGGUCAUCCUCAGAUACAUAGCAAGUUUGAAACCAACCCAGGCUAAAGAAGACUCUUCAAAAAUAAAUAAUACGUAAAAAUUUAGGAAGGAACUUUUUUGU
Messenger RNA from Microtus ochrogaster (prairie vole), 2527 nucleotides. It is a transcript of the gene Pigl, whose product is annotated as phosphatidylinositol glycan anchor biosynthesis class L. The record is from RefSeq and is a predicted model, not a curated record. Lineage: Eukaryota; Metazoa; Chordata; Mammalia; Rodentia; Cricetidae. Gene Ontology annotation, molecular function: N-acetylglucosaminylphosphatidylinositol deacetylase activity. Gene Ontology annotation, cellular component: endoplasmic reticulum.